Molecule: messenger RNA, 1410 nt
Organism: Tetranychus urticae (two-spotted spider mite)
Lineage: Eukaryota; Metazoa; Arthropoda; Arachnida; Trombidiformes; Tetranychidae
Product: peroxisomal reductase activating PPAR-gamma
Cellular component (GO): membrane
Source: RefSeq, a predicted model, not a curated record
AGAAUCGAUACUCAGCUGAUCAGAAUUUAUUUUAAACUUCUGAUUCUGAAGUUGUGGAUUCAACUAGAUUUUUACAUUUACUUCUGCAGGACUCAUCUUUUCUUCAUCGUAACAUGUAAACAUAGAUAACAUUUGCUUAAUUGUCUAUUCAGAAGGAUUUUUUAGGUGUUUAAAAUUUCUGAAAGCUGCAAAAUUAUUUUGCAAUGUUACUCUUUCAACUUUAAUCAACAAUCACUCCAAGAAAUUAGUGCAUAAGGUAAUUAUAAUGUCAUUAUUAUGUCAUUUAAAUUGGUUACUACCAGUUUCUUCAGUUUCGUGGCUUAUUUAUGCCUUAUUUAAGAGGAGUAAUAGGCAAAAAUAUAAAGAUAGCUUCAAAGACAAAGUUAUUUUCAUAACAGGAGCUUCUUCAGGUCUUGGCGAAGCUUUAACUAGAGUUUUCCACAAAUUCGGAGCUAAAUUAAUUAUUGCUGCCAGGAACAUCGAAAAGCUGAAUGUGCUGCGAGAUGAAUUGGUUGAGAAUUACCCAGAAGGAUAUCGCCCAACUCCUUUGGAAUUAGACUUAAGUAAAAUCGAUACUAUCCGACAAAUUACCAAAUCAGCGAUCGAUAUACAUGGUAAUAUUGAUAUAAUAAUUAACAAUGCCGGUAUCAGUUAUAGAGGAGCAAUAAUCUCAACUGAUAUUAAUGUCUACCAAAACUUAAUGACAGUGAAUUAUUUUGGACAAAUCGAAGUGAUUAAAGCAAUAACUGAACAUUUUGUUACAAUUGGUAAAGGAACAAUCGUCGGUGUUGGUAGCGUUCAAUCACAAAUAAGCAUACCAUAUAGAUCGGCCUACUCAGCCUCUAAACAUGCCUUUCAAGCUUUUAUGGAUUGCCUUCGAGCUGAAUUAUCUUCCAUCCAACCAGGUAUUGACGUGCUAGCUGUGAAUCCAGGUUACAUCAGAACAAACUUAUCUUUAAAUGCACUCUCAUCUGACGGAUCUCUUUAUAAUAAGAUGGACGAAACGACUGCUUUAGGCAUGGAUCCUGAGAUUGUUGCCAAUGAAAUUGCUGCAGCGAUUUAUCAAAAGAAGAAAGAGUUAUUCUUGUCAUCUGUAACUCAUAGAUUAGCCAUAAUACUUCGUUAUUUGUUUCCGAAUUUAUUCUUCAUUUUAAUGUCCAAAAGAGCCAAGAAACUUACUUAAUUGUUGUUAUGGUUUGUUAAACAAUUUGUCUUUUUAUUAACGUUUAAUAUGGCAAAACUAGACAUACUGUUGAUUACAGUGAAGUCUGCAUAUGACUAAAGAUCUUACAGUUUUCAUUCAGACAAUUGUAAGAAUAGCCAACCUAAUUUUAUUAAGCAUUGAAGUAGCAAGAGUAAUUUGAUAAAUCUGAUUAUAAAUAUCAAAUAAAUACAAUAACUCAUUCCAAA